AUGAAACCGGCGAGAAAGCAGUGAGACCUUUAAUUUCAGCAUAGUCCGUCCGGUCGCCUAUCAAUUUGGUAAAAUGAUGAUAUCGCUCGGAAUGACAUAAACAUCACCUGUGAGUUCCUGAGAGUUGAUUAUGGCCCCAAAUUCCAUCCACUGGUUCCGGAAGGGUCUGCGUCUCCAUGACAACCCGGCCCUGCGAGAGGCGGUGCGGGGGGCGGGGACAGUACGGUGCGUCUACUUCUUAGAUCCCUGGUUCGCCGGCUCCUCCAACCUCGGGGUCAACAGAUGGAGGUUCCUGUUACAGUGCCUGGAAGAUCUGGACGCCAGCCUCCGCAAGCUCAACUCUCGCCUCUUCGUCAUCCGUGGCCAGCCUGCCAAUGUCUUUCCACGCCUAUUUAAGGAAUGGAAGAUCUCCCGGCUUACCUUUGAGUACGACUCAGAGCCUUUUGGCAAGGAGCGGGACGCUGCCAUCAAGAAGCUGGCAAUGGAGGCCGGGGUGGAAGUCUGCGUGAAGACUUCACACACCCUCUACGAUCUGGACAGGGUGAUCGAGCUCAACGGCGGGCAGCCCCCCCUCACCUACAAGCGUUUCCAGACCCUGAUCAGCCGCAUGGACCCCCCCGAGCCCCCUGUGGAGCCCCUGUGUGCCACUUUCAUGGGGCGCUGUGUCACGCCCGUCGCCCACGACCAUGGAGACAAGUAUGGCGUGCCCUCACUGGAAGAGCUAGGGUUCGAUACAGAAGGCCUGCCAUCUGCAGUGUGGCCAGGAGGGGAGACUGAGGCCCUGACCAGGAUAGAAAGACACCUUGAGAGGAAGGCUUGGGUGGCCAAUUUCGAGAGACCCAGAAUGAACGCCAACUCGCUGCUGGCCAGCCCCACCGGCCUCAGCCCCUACCUGCGCUUCGGCUGUCUGUCCUGCCGCCUCUUCUACUUCAAACUCACCGACCUCUACCGCAAGGUGAAGAAGAACAGCUCCCCACCCCUCUCCCUUUACGGUCAACUGCUCUGGCGCGAGUUCUUCUACACCGCCGCCACAACCAACCCGCGCUUUGACAAGAUGGAGGGCAACCCAAUCUGCGUGCGCAUCCCCUGGGACCGCAACUCCGAGGCGCUGGCUAAAUGGGCGGAGGCGAAGACCGGCUUCCCCUGGAUAGAUGCCAUCAUGACUCAGCUACGGCAGGAGGGCUGGAUCCACCACCUGGCCCGGCACGCUGUGGCCUGCUUCCUCACCCGGGGGGACCUGUGGAUCAGCUGGGAAGAGGGCAUGAAGGUCUUCGAGGAGCUGCUGCUGGACGCAGACUGGAGUGUGAAUGCGGGCAGCUGGAUGUGGCUCUCCUGCAGCUCCUUCUUCCAGCAGUUCUUCCACUGCUACUGCCCCGUGGGCUUCGGCCGCCGCACCGACCCCAACGGAGACUUCAUCAGACGAUAUUUACCUGUUCUCAGAGGUUUCCCCGCCAAGUACAUCUACGACCCCUGGAACGCCCCCGAUUCGGUGCAGGCGGCCGCCAAGUGCAUCAUCGGGGUCCACUACCCCAAGCCCAUGGUCAACCACGCGGAGGCCAGCCGGCUCAACAUCGAGCGCAUGAAGCAGAUCUACCAGCAGCUGUCCCGCUACAGAGGACUGGGUUUACUGGCCUCAGUGCCAACCAAUCAUAAUGGGAAUGGGAACAGUGGCAUGAUGGCGUACUCUCCAGGGGAGCAGCAGACCGGGACCUCAGCAACAGCCACAACAGGUGUAUCAGGGAAUUCGGUUGCCAGUGGCAAUGGUAGCGGCAGCAUAUUGUUAAACUUUGGUGAGAAUCAGCCGGGACCAAGUAGAGUGCAGCAGCAUGGCUUACCCACUGUGCGGGACCCAAACCAUCGGCUCCACCAGUCCGCCAGUGCGCACGAGUUUGCUGUGCCUCAGCAUCCAGGCCGUCUGAGUCACGCGGGAGGGAAGAGGGAGCUGGAGUCGGAACGCGAUCCCAGAGGUGAAGACGAAUCGCGCAGCUCUUUGCGCAAAAUACAGCGACAAAACACGGAGAGGAGCUAGGACCUGCAGGGGGAUCCACCCGCAUUUCGCCAAGUCCCUGCUCAACACAGACAAGGCACACCAGGAAAACACAGAUCCACUUUUCUACCUUCAUUUUACAGAAAAUAUUUGUAUUUCUUAUUUUGUGCUCAUGGUGUACACAAUUUCUUAUGGUUCAACCUUUUGGCCCACAAUGUGACUCUCCCGAGGAAAAUUGCAAAUGUGAGAAUGGCUAUGCUUUGGGGUGUUGGGUGAGAACAUUUGGGGGUUCAGCUCAUAGAGAAUCAGGUUGGGUGAGAACAUUCGGGGGUUCAGCUAUCAGGGGUGUUGGGUGAAAACAUUUGGGGGUUCAGCACAUAGAGACUCAGGGGUGUUGGCCGGUACUGGGCCUAUGGGAGGGCUGACUGGUUCACUUUAAGAUGAGUGAGGUAAUCAUGGUGAGGAGACCGUCAGUGAACCCCACCGCUCUGUAGCACCAGCCCUCUCCACCCCACCCCCUCCAAUUCCGUUCCUCCCGGUUCAAACCCAGCGCAACUGUAACCUGCAAGCCUCCAGGGGACCCAGCUUGCACAUCCAAGAAAGCAACAUCCUGUUACUCUCUUAUCGGAAACUCAACAAUUUGAUUCGAUUGUUUGAUUUGCUUUCCUGCUGGUACUGGCCGUUAACACAAAGACUACCGAAAGAGUGGCUGCCUCAAAUUCUCUACGCUUGUCCAUACCAAAACCACGGUCCCAGGGAAACUGUGAAAUGUUCUGAUGGGUUGUUUCUCAGAGGGAAUCGGCACACAGUGUUGUCUUUUUCUUUUUUUUUCAUGGUGACAGGAAUGAAAUACCUUAUUAAGUAAUAUUCAGAAUAAACAUCUCAUUCCUGUGUACAUUUUAUGAUCACUGCUUUUGUUAAAGACUGACUGUAAAAUGUACAUAGGAGUAAGGUGCUUCUUAUGAGCUGGAAACUAGUACUUGAAAGUGAGCUGCAUCAGGGCCAGAGACACUUGCACCUCUUCUUAACAGCACCCCCUACUGGUCCAGUAAUACCCUGCAGGGAUACCAGGAGUUCAGUUGUUCUUGAUUUUUCUGUGUCAUAUCUUAUUUGAAUGUACUGGCUACAUGUCUGCUGCUUGUGAGCCCCCUGAUGGCCCACACUCCACAGUGAAUGUGUCCAUUUUCAAUGUGCUAAUUCAAGUUAUUUUGUACAUACAAAUACAGCUUAUAUAUAUAUAUAUAUUUUGAUACUGCAUGUAUGUUUGUCGAUUAGCAUUCAUCAUUGUAGCGGAAACGGAGAAACUACAGCUGCUAACCAAGAACACCUGAACGCUUGGAAGGGUUUCUGUGCACUUUCUCCAGUGGAACUGCCUCUGCAACAUUAGCACUCUGCUGCAGCACAUUUUCAUUCUUCCUGGCUCAAGGAGCUAUGGGGAAAGUGCUUUUACCAUUCCGCCUGCACAGCAGAUUACAAAGGUGCUGAAUGAAUACAAUGCUUUUUUCUCAUAUCCCAGACACAGCAACCAGCCAUUCACAAUGUUCUGACCUGGAUAAAAAUUGUUUUUUUCCCCAGGAAGAAUUUGUGAGAUAACGUUUUGACAUUGUGCAGUGAUUUAGCCAGCAGCUGUGCCACAGCCGGGUGUAAAGACUGCUUUCGUCACUGGCUUUGUAAGGUUUCAUUAUGUUUCCAGGUAAUGUUUUUCCCUUCACGCCCGACCAAAGCUAGCCACACAUUUUCUCCCCCCAAAAGGUUGUCUGUUAUUUGUGAUCAUAUUGAAGGACAAAAAAAUAAAAGCUUUCUGAAAAAGGACAUCAUAUUUAUAUUAGUACUGUGGUCAGUUCACUCUGACUAAAACCAAAUACAUAUGAGUGAAAUACACCAUGUAAUGUUAAAACUAAGUCCUUUCAUUUUUGCAAUUUUUUUAUAAAAACAAAAGAAAAAAAAUUGGAUAAACAAGCUGAGACAACAAAACUCAAUGUAUAUGAGCCUUUUUGCCUCGAGUUCUAUAUCAGAUAUGUGAUUGGACAGGUUCCAUUUUAAAUACAGUACUGUUGAUGCAACAACUGUGUCUCGUUGCCUUAACACCAAACAUUCCUUAUGUUCCAAAUAUAUUUAAAAUGAAGUGGCAUUGAUGCCCUCCCUUUAACAAGCUGUGCAGUUGGUUUUCAGCAUCUAUUUUUUCUGUUCGUGUGCUGUCAAUAAAUAUGUUACAUACACUAAAUGUGGUCAAAAAACAGUUCAUUUUAGUAUUUAGUACUCUAUUUAUUUCCUUACAAUCCCUCAGGAAAGUGCAUGAAUUCUUGUUGGACUGGCAGUUGCACUGCACAGCUAAAGUGCACUGUGUUAAAUCCUUGCCACACAACAGAGUGGCACAGACAUAGAUGGUAAUUAGACGUUAUUUUGUCACAAAGUGCUUCUCCAUUAAAGAUGAAAAAACCUAAAACUAGUAGUACUGCAGUUAUUAUGAAGCCAACAUCCAAGGAACCACUGAGGUUGAAAACAUUACUUGUCUAUACAGCUGUAUGUUCAUUUUCAGAUGAAGAGUUGGAAUUCUUCAACAGUGAAAUUCAAACUCAAACUGUUUUGUGUCCAACACUUUUAGGAAACGUGCCACUUGGAGUGCAUUUCCUGUGAUAUGAGUGUCUGUACAGUUGGGGUAGAGGCUGGGAAGUGAGUUAAACAGUCAAAAUAGGGUGUUCCUGUAUUGUACUUUGUAGACAUGCAUAUGUUGUGUUCUUGAAGCUGUACAUUGUUAUUGUAGUUGUAUUUUAUGACAAGCAAAAGGAACCAAGCUUUCUUCAUCUUUUUACUUUUCUGUUAAAUUCAGUUCAUUUCUAAGAACUUUAAGGCAAAUAUAAUGUGUUAAUAUUGGUAUUAUCUCUCUCUCUCUCUCUCUCUCUCUGCCCUAGUCUGUAAGCUGUCGUGCUAGUGCUUAUUCAGGACAUAAAAAUAAAUUUGUUGCAACAGCGAAUUUAA
This is a messenger RNA of Conger conger (European conger), 4966 nucleotides long. RefSeq names its product cryptochrome circadian regulator 3a (gene cry3a). Gene Ontology annotation, cellular component: cytoplasm; nucleus. The record is from RefSeq and is a predicted model, not a curated record. The coding region runs from base 131 to 2029 and encodes 632 amino acids. Gene Ontology annotation, biological process: entrainment of circadian clock by photoperiod; negative regulation of DNA-templated transcription; circadian regulation of gene expression. Gene Ontology annotation, molecular function: FAD binding; DNA binding. The transcript has 15 exons. NCBI's taxonomy places the organism in Eukaryota, Metazoa, Chordata, Actinopteri, Anguilliformes, Congridae.